Molecule: messenger RNA, 1777 nt
Organism: Elaeis guineensis (African oil palm)
Lineage: Eukaryota; Viridiplantae; Streptophyta; Magnoliopsida; Arecales; Arecaceae
Product: RING-H2 finger protein ATL13
Source: RefSeq, a predicted model, not a curated record
ACCCCUUCCUCUCCUCUGCCUCUCUUCUCCCUCCCACUACUCCUCUUGCAUCACAUCAGACCAGAGGCUCUUCCUCCUCCUCUUCUUUUUCUCAAGAAGAUGGGAUUCUGGAGUUCCAACAAGGUCUGGUGAGUCCUAAUUUUUCUUCUUCUCUCUCUCUCUCUGUGUGUGUGUGUGUGUGUGUGUGUGUGUGUGUGCGUGCCUUUGUUUAGGCCAAAACAUGGAUUUGGUGUUGCAUGAAAGCAUCAAAGCAGGGGACUUUCUUUCUCCAGUCGCACUCCCAUUGCCAUACCUCCCACCACCUCCACCACCUUCUCCUGUUGCACAGAGUAAUCUAGAUAACAAGAUCAGUCCUAGCGUCCUCCUCAUAAUUGUAAUCCUGGCAAUUAUCUUCUUCAUCUCUGGGCUGCUCCACCUCCUUGUUAGAUACCUCUUGAGACCCAUCAACAGGGACCCGGAGGACAUGGAUAAUGUCACGGCCCUCCAAGGCCAGCUCCAGCAGCUGUUCCACCUCCAUGACGCCGGGGUGGACCAGUCCUUCAUCGACACCCUCCCUGUUUUCCUCUACAAGGCCAUCAUAGGCCUCAAGGACCCUUUUGACUGCGCUGUGUGCCUCUGCGAGUUCGAGGGCGACGACAAGCUCAGGCUUCUCCCAAAUUGCAGCCAUGCCUUCCAUAUGGAGUGCAUCGACACCUGGCUCUUGUCCCACUCCACUUGCCCUCUUUGUCGGAGUAACCUCCUCCCCGACUUCUCCCCCAGCAACAGUUGCAGUCCUUUGGUCCUCGUUCUUGAGUCCGGGAGUGAGAGCUCCAGGGAGAUCGAUCCUGAUAGAGGGGAGCCUGGGAGUCAUUCCCACCUUGGUUUCAACGGAGAAGAUGACUUCCGGCCUUCAUCGAAUGAUGCGUCGCAGAAACAGGGGGCUGCUGGGGCCAAGGAAGAGGCGGCCGUGCCUUCUUUGGAGAAUUCAGAGGCGAAGGUGGUUCCGGUGAGGCUCGGAAAGUUUCGGAAUGUGGAUGCUGAUGGUGGCGAGGGUGAAGGUAGCAGCAGUGCUGGUGGCUGUAGUAAUUUGGAUCAAAGGAGGUGUUUUUCCAUGGGGUCCUACGAGUAUGUGAUGGAUGAGAGCUCUGCACUUCAAGUGGCCAUCAAGCCACCCAAGAAGAGGCCGGCGAUCAAGAAGCCCGGGCAUGGGCUGGCGAUGUCCGAAUGUGAUUGCCAUUCAAGGAGAGAGGGGUUUAGAGGAUUCGAACAGUCUCGAAAUGUUGAAUCUAGAGGCAAUGCUCAGGGAAUUGCCAGUCUGAACAGGAGAGAGAGCUUCUCUGUUUCGAAGAUAUGGUUGCGUGCGAAGAAAGAUAGUCCGGUCACCGGAGAUAAUUCACGGCGGGCUGUUUCAUUCCGAUUGCCAUUGCGUCGAGGCGCAACUGAUGAAUCAAAGAUGAAGAGCAGCACCAGCCCAAUGACAGUAUCGGAAUUCAAUGUUUCUGGGUGGGAGAAGAGUGGGAGUGAAUUGGAUUUCGAUGCAGAGGUGGGAAGCUGCAACAAUAGUAUAGGGUCUCGCGUGGAUGAAGCACCUUCAUUUGCGAGGAGGACACUGCUUUGGAUAGUGGGGAGACAGAACAAGGUGGGAAACCAUCUCUCACAUGGAUCAAAUCCAGGUGUUUCUCUUGUCUAGAUUACUUGUUCUUUAGAUUCUUAAAUUUUGAAAGAAAAGGUGCAGUAGAGGGGGAUAAAUAGGAGAUAAAGAAUCAUUUGAAUACAGCAGUCUUUGAUUUUUCUUUUC